This is a messenger RNA of Cuscuta campestris, 605 nucleotides long. Lineage: Eukaryota; Viridiplantae; Streptophyta; Magnoliopsida; Solanales; Convolvulaceae. The record is from the annotation of a GenBank genome assembly.
CGGAAACAAGGUACACUCCCUUGGAAAAAUGUGUUUUGGCGGUGGUAGUAACUGUCAAGAGGUUAACUCCCUAUUUCCAAGCUCACCCAGUGAGAAUCAUGACGGACCAGCCUUUGGGAGCCGUUUUGAGGGACCCGUCUUCUUCAGGAAGGGUCAUUAAGUGGGCCAUGGUCCUCUCUCAAUAUGAUAUUUCUUACCAGCCCCGUUCUAGCAAAAAGGGCUAAGUCAUUGCCGAUUUUAUGGUGGAGUGCACAGCAAGAGGGAAACCAGAAGAGGAUGGGACCGGUCAGGAGAGAAAAAAGGAAUUAUGGGAGAUUCAUUCAGAUGGAUCCUGCACUAAAGACGGUUCAGGAGGAGGAGCGGUCCUCACCUCCCCUGAAGGCUUCAAGGCUUAUCAUUCCUUUAAGUUCACAUUUCGGGCCACCAACAACGAAGCAGAAUAUGAGGCCCUCAUUGGAGGAAUCCAGAUUGCCCUAUUCAUGAAGAUAAAGCACAUCCGCCUUAAAUCCGAUUCAAAAUUGGCCAUCGGGCAGCUAAAAGGAGAGAUGGAGGCCAAGGAAGGAAGGUUGAAAAGAUACAGGGACUGCGCCAGGACUCUACUUGGA